This is a messenger RNA of Corylus avellana, 1687 nucleotides long. RefSeq lists its product as uncharacterized. Gene Ontology annotation, molecular function: double-stranded DNA binding; protein heterodimerization activity. The record is from RefSeq and is a predicted model, not a curated record. NCBI's taxonomy places the organism in Eukaryota, Viridiplantae, Streptophyta, Magnoliopsida, Fagales, Betulaceae. Gene Ontology annotation, biological process: regulation of DNA-templated transcription.
UCCGACUUUCCGUCCUCGAGCAACAUAUUUCCGGUACAAAUAAAGCUUCUUUUUUUGCUCAAGCGCCCCGGAGAUUAGAAGCGCAUGAAGAGUUCAGAGUCUUCAAAGGGCAGUAUUCCCUGAAGAAAUUACAAGAGUCCAGUUGAAGCUGUCUCAGUAAAACUUUUGGUGAGUCAAGUUAUGUUUGGUUUUCUCUGUUCAAGACAGCUAGUACAACUCAAAUACAGGAGGACCCAAUUGGGUUUUCUUCAGCAAAAUGGCUUCUUUAUUGUCAAAUCGUUUACAUCAGUAGUUAGCUUACCUGAAUCUAGUCAAAAACCAGAAGAAGAGGAAAAACAUUCUUUUGCAGUGUCUUACCUCAUCAACUCUUGUGGGUUGUCCACAAAAUCUGCUAUUUUAAAAUCCCGGAGGCUAAUAUUUCAGAGCCCAGAAAGACCAGACUCGGUGCUGAAUCUUUUCAAAGAGAAUGGAAUCAGCAAUGCCCAGAUCUCCAAAAUCGUUAGGAAGUAUCCCCUGAUUCUUUUAUCUGAUCCUGAGAAGACCCUUUUGCCCAAGAUUGAGUUUUUGCGUUCCAUAGGGGUUUCGAGCUCUGACCUCAUUACUAUCAUCUCUUCAUACCCAUUUCUGUUCAGAUGCAACUUAAGGAAACGUGUUAUCCCCUGCUAUGAUAUCCUCAAGAGUGUACUUCUUGUUGACGAGAAAGUGCUGACAACUUUCAAGCGCGCACCACGGGCUUGUCUAAAUGAUGUAACGAAUAAUAUGGCUCCUAACAUUGCACUUUUGAGACAACUUGGAGCGCCUUCAUCUACAAUAUCUUUCCUGGUAACUAAUUAUCCCUCUGCAGCUUUUAUUAAGCAUACUAGGUUUGUUGAGGCUGUCCACCAGGCUAUGGAAAUGGGAUUCGAUCCCUCGAAAACGGUGUUUGUCCUGGCAAUCCAGGUGUUAUUGAAGAUGAAGAAACCAAAGCUGGAAUCAAGAUUUGAGCUUUAUAAGAGGUGGGGUUGGUCAAAGCACAUGGCCCUCGCAGCAUUUAAAAGCUUUCCAAAUUGUAUGCAAUCUUCAGAAGAGAAGAUCACGAAAACAAUGGAGUUCCUUGUGAACAAAAUUGGUUGGCCAUCAGCAAAUAUUGCUACAUAUCCUUAUGUUAUAAAUUUAAGCUUGGAAAAGAGAAUUAUCCCUCGGUGUUCGGUUGUUCAAAUUUUGCUAGCCAAGGGUUUGAUCAAGAAUAACUUGGCCUUGGGGACUUUCUUGCUACCGACUGAGAGGAAAUUUUUGGAGCGGUUUGUGAUCAGAUUUCAGGAUGAUGUUCCUGAAUUAUUGAAUGUAUAUCAGGCUCGUGACAACAACAAGAACAAGAUCAUUCCAAGGCAUGUUCUGCUGGCUGUGAGGAACGAUGCAGAGCUUGGGAAGUUACCGUUGCUCAUGGCGGUGUCCUUCCCAACAAAAAGAUGGUGGAGAAGGCUGCCAAAGAGUCCAAGUCUCCAUCUAGGGCCACCAAGUCUCUAAAGAAGGCUUAGCUUUCCCCUUGUCAAUCGAGUUGCUUCUUUUUCAUUUGUAUGUAAUCUGGGUGUAGGAUGAACCUUGUUUUUUGUUGUUUGUGUAGGGCAAAAUUGAUGAAUUUGAAAGAUCUUGUGACUGCUUUGUUAGGUUUUUUCUCUGAAAUUGAUGGAUGAAACCACUUGUUUCA